This is a messenger RNA of Saimiri boliviensis boliviensis (Bolivian squirrel monkey), 654 nucleotides long. The record is from RefSeq and is a predicted model, not a curated record. NCBI's taxonomy places the organism in Eukaryota, Metazoa, Chordata, Mammalia, Primates, Cebidae.
AUGGCUGCAGUCUCCCGGGCAUCCCUGCUCCUGGCUUUCACCCUGCUCUGCCUGCCCUGGCUUGGAGAGGCCGGUGCCCUCACAACAAUGCCAAUAUCCUCACUUUAUGACUAUGCUGUGAUGCGCGCCCAUCGCCUCAACCAGCUGGCCUUUGACAUCUACCAGAAGUUUGAAGACGCUCGUAGCCCGAAGGAACAGAAGGAUUUCUUCCGGCAUAAAGCCAGGACCUCCGUUUGCUUCUCAGUGUCUGUCCCAACACCCACUAAUAAACAGGAAACUCUGCAGAAAUCUAACCUAGAGUUGCUCGGCGACUCCCUGCUGCUCAUCCAGCUGUGGCUCAAGCCCGUGCAGUCCCUCAGCAGUGCCUUUGGCCACAGCCCACUGCAUAGUUUCUUAGACAAGUUCAUCUAUGAGUACCUGAAGGACCUAGAGGAAGUCAUCCAACUCUGUUUGCAGAGGCUGGAAGAUGGCAGCCCCCAGACUGGGGAGAUCUUCAGGCAGACCUACAGCAAGUUUGACAUCAACUUGCACAACGAUGACGCACUGCUCAAGAACUACAGGCUGCUCUACUGCUUCCGGAGAGACAUGAACAAGCUUGCAACAUUCCUGCGAAUUGUGCAGUGCCGCUCUGUGGAGGGCAGCUGUGGCCUCUAG